This is a messenger RNA of Pteronotus mesoamericanus, 1167 nucleotides long. RefSeq names its product Wnt family member 8A (gene WNT8A). Bases 1 to 1167 code for a protein of 388 amino acids. Gene Ontology annotation, cellular component: extracellular region. Gene Ontology annotation, molecular function: frizzled binding; cytokine activity. Gene Ontology annotation, biological process: neuron differentiation; canonical Wnt signaling pathway; cell fate commitment. The transcript is spliced from 7 exons. The record is from RefSeq and is a predicted model, not a curated record. Lineage: Eukaryota; Metazoa; Chordata; Mammalia; Chiroptera; Mormoopidae.
AUGGGGGACCUGUUUAUGCUCAAGGUGGCUGUGGGCAUAUGCUGUGCCACCUUCAGUGCCUCUGCCUGGUCAGUGAACAAUUUCCUCAUAACAGGUCCCAAGGCCUAUCUGACCUACACCACCAGUGUGGCCCUGGGGGCCCAGAGUGGCAUUGAGGAAUGUAAGUUCCAAUUUGCUUGGGAACGCUGGAACUGCCCUGAAAAUGCUCUCCAGCUCUCUACUCACAACAGGCUGAGAAGUGCCACUCGGGAGACUUCAUUCAUUCAUGCUAUCAGCUCGGCUGGAGUCAUGCACACUAUCACCAAGAACUGUAGCAUGGGCGACUUUGAAAACUGUGGCUGUGAUGAGUCAAAAAAUGGGAAAACAGGAGGCCAUGGCUGGAUCUGGGGAGGCUGCAGCGACAAUGUAGAAUUUGGGGAAAGGAUCUCCAAACUCUUUGUGGACAGCCUGGAGAAGGGAAAGGAUGCCAGAGCCCUGAUGAACCUUCACAACAACAGGGCAGGCAGGCUGGCAGUGAGAGCCACCAUGAAAAGGACCUGCAAAUGCCACGGCAUCUCGGGGAGCUGCAGCAUUCAAACAUGCUGGCUGCAGCUGGCUGACUUCCGGGAGAUGGGGGACUACCUAAAGGCCAAGUAUGACCAGGCAUUGAAAAUUGAGAUGGAUAAACGGCAGCUAAGGGCUGGGAACAGUGCCGAGGGCUGCUGGGCACCCACCGAGGCCUUUCUUCCUAGUGCAGAGGCUGAGCUGAUCUUUUUAGAGGAGUCGCCCGAUUACUGUAUCCGCAAUUCCAGCCUGGGCAUCUAUGGCACAGAGGGCCGGGAGUGCCUGCAGGACAGCCACAACACAUCCAGGUGGGAACGACACAGCUGCGAGCGCCUGUGCUCUGAGUGUGGCCUGCAGGUGGAAGAGAGGAGAACUGAGGCCAUCAGCAGCUGUAACUGCAAAUUCCAUUGGUGCUGUACAGUCAAGUGUGACCAGUGUAGGCAUGUGGUGAACAAGUACUACUGUACACGCUUCCCAGUCAGUACUUGGUCCCAAAGCAAAGGCAAUGUUUGGUUUGGAAUCCAUAUCCAGAGGGACCUUCAAAGUACAUUUGCCUGUAAGUUUCAGACUACGCUCAACCUAGCUGUGCUGCUGAGAAUCAGAGGGGAUGGAAGCAAAAAAUGA